AUGGCUGAAGAGCAACCUACAAUAGUAACCCUUGAAGACUACUCAAGUUCUAUGGUGCCGCAGUUUUUCACUAGCAUUGUGCAACCAGAGGUUCAAGCACAGAACAUUACCUAUCCACAUUCUUUGAUUCAGCUUAUACAGGGCAAUUUGUUUCAUGGAUUGCUAAAUGAAGAUCCUUACGUGCACCAAGAAACAUACAUUGAAAUAUGCAACACUGUGCGAAUUGCUGGUGUGCCAGAGGAUGCUAUUAGGCUUAGCUUAUUUUCAUUUUCACUAUCUAGAGAAGCCAAGAGGUGGCUACAUUCAUUCAAAGGUAAUAGCUUAAGGACUUGGGAUGAAGUUGUGGAAAAGUUUCUGAAGAAAUAUUUCUCGGAGUCCAAGACUGCAGAGGGAAAGGAUUCCAUCUCUUCCUUCCACCAAUUUCCAGAUGAAUCCUUGAGUGAGGCUCUGGAAAGAUUUCGUAGUCUUCUUCGGAAGACUCCCACGCAUGGAUUCUCUGAGCCUAUACAGCUGAACAUUUUCAUUGACAGGUUAAGGCCGCAGUCGAAGCAACUACUUGAUGCUUCUAUAGGAGGUAAAAUUAAGUUGAAGACUCCUGAAAAAACCAUGGAAUUAAUAGAAAACAUGGCUGCUAGUGAUCACGCUCUUUCGUUACAGGUUGUACUAUUUGUGGUGGUGCUCAUGAGUCUAGCUUAUGUAUUUCCACUGAUGAAAAUGCUCAUGAACAAGGGCAAUGGAGAGCCCACCCUGGCAAUCAAUUCAACAAAGAGCAAGGUGGACCAUCUAAUAGGCCUCAACAACAAAGGCCUAGACUAUAUUAGAGAACCACAAAAGUUGGAGGAGAGCCUUGCUCGGUUUAUGCAGGUUUCAAUGUCCAACCAUAAGAGCACGGAGUCAGCCAUCAAAAAUCUGGAGAUCCAGGUGGGGCAGUUAGCUAAGCAAAUAGCUGACAGCUCUUCCAGCAAAUUUGGAGCAAAUACAGAAAAUAAUCCAAAGGAAGAGUGUAAAGUUGUGAUGACCCAUGGCAGGAUGGCAACCAUGGCUGAAGAAGAAAAGGAUGAAAAGAUGGUGGAUGAAGAAAAACAGGAGCUGGUAAUUGAACCAACACAUGAACCGGUGGACCCUUUUUGUGAACUUGAGGAGGUGGAAGAUGAAGAGAAUGACCAAGAAAAAGAGACACCAAUAAUGGAGGGAAACUAUAGUGCUAUGAUUCAGUGGAUCCUUCCACCAAAGCACAAAGAUCCUGGAAGUGUCACUAUACCAUGCUCUAUUGGUGCCGUGUCUGUUGGCAAAGCUCUUAUUGACUUAGGAGCUAAUUUCGUUGUAAUGGACAUCGAAGAGGACUUUGAAAUCCCUUUGAUCUUGGGACGUCCCUUCAUGUCAACCGCCAGUUGUGUAGUAGAUAUGGGGAAAGGUAAACUAGAAUUGAGUGUGGAGGAUCAAAAAAUUUCAUUUGACUUAUUUGAAGCAAUGAAGCACUCAAAUUAUGAGAAGGCCUGUUUUUAUGUGGAAAAGGUGGAACGGGAGAUAGAAUUAGCAGCUAUAGCCAUGGUACUACAGUCUCCUUUGGAAAAAGCAUUGAAUAACCAUGUAGAAUGUCUGACCAAGGAAGAGGAAGAAGAGGUGCAGGCUUGUAUUGAAGAAUUAGAUGGUGCAGGGGAAAAGUCUACUCGACAUGCAGUGUUCGAAGAAUUGAAUAGCAGUAGGCCAACAGAAAAACCCAAAGUAGAAUUGAAGACUCUGCCUGCACACUUGAAAUAUGUAUUCUAG
Glycine soja is the source of this 1770-nucleotide messenger RNA. RefSeq lists its product as uncharacterized. The coding region runs from base 1 to 1770 and encodes 589 amino acids. Lineage: Eukaryota; Viridiplantae; Streptophyta; Magnoliopsida; Fabales; Fabaceae. The transcript is spliced from 5 exons. The record is from RefSeq and is a predicted model, not a curated record.